This is a messenger RNA of Zingiber officinale, 1633 nucleotides long. RefSeq names its product transcription factor TCP15-like. The transcript has a single exon. Bases 326 to 1420 code for a protein of 364 amino acids. Gene Ontology annotation, molecular function: DNA-binding transcription factor activity; sequence-specific DNA binding. The record is from RefSeq and is a predicted model, not a curated record. Lineage: Eukaryota; Viridiplantae; Streptophyta; Magnoliopsida; Zingiberales; Zingiberaceae. Gene Ontology annotation, cellular component: nucleus.
UUCCCCAUGACCUAAAAUCCCUAUCUAUCUCCUUAUAUGCUCCGAGCUUUCAGUUUCGAGAAGCCCUACCGAUUGCAACAGUUCCCUACCAAAAACUAGUUAGCUCCUUCCUCUUAAAUCUUCUCUUCAUGCAUGAUCAUUUGUGUUUUGUUCCAGAUUCUUCUUGACUUGAUACCGGCCGGAGUUGGUUGGCUAACUACCAGCUAGUUAUACAUCGAGUCUCAAGUUUUUUGCUGCUCGAUCGCAUCAAUUCAUGUGCUAUAUCUGUGCAUGAUCUUGUCUUCGUUAAUUAAGUAUAGUUGCUGAUCGAUCGAGCUAGAGCUUGAUGGAAGGCGAGGCUGGAGGCGGAUCGUCGCGGCGCCCCAAUUUUCCUCUCCAGUUGCUGGAGAAGAAGGAAGAAGACUCCUGCUCCACAUCCGCCUACCCAUCUCUGGCCAUCUCCUCCUCCGCCACGUCCACCGCGGCGGAGCAGCAGCUGGCGGAGGCGGGGGCGCGGAAGCCACCGCCCAGGCGGAGCUCCAACAAGGACCGGCACACCAAGGUGGAGGGCCGCGGGCGCCGGAUCCGCAUGCCGGCCCUCUGCGCCGCUCGCGUCUUCCAGCUCACCCGCGAGCUCGGCCACAAGACCGACGGGGAGACCAUCGAGUGGCUGCUCCAGCAGGCGGAGCCGGCCGUAAUCGCCGCCACCGGCACCGGCACCAUCCCUGCCAACUUCACCUCGCUCAACAUCUCCCUCCGCAGCUCCGGAACGUCGCUCUCGGCCCCCUACCACCUCCGCGCAGCCAACUACUUCAACUCCAUGGCCGCCGCCUCCCUCCCUGGCCCCUCCCUCCGUAUCCAUAACGACUGGCCGGAACACGGCGGCGGCUCCUCCUUCCCCUCCGAACGACCCUCCUCUUCCUCCUCCGUGCUACUAAACUUCAACUCAUGCAGCAUCGGCCUCGUCGACGCCUCGCCGGAGUCAGACACCGGAAGCCUGAGGAAACGCCGGUGGGAGCCCGAUCAGAUCCAGUUCCAGCAGCAGCAGCAACAGCAACAGCAAAUAGCAGGCUACGGCCAGCAAUUCUCAAGCCAUAGCCAAAUCCCACCUGGAACACUUUGGAUGGUCACAAACCCUAACACUCAACAAGAUCACAUCAACCAGCCGCCGCCGCCGCCGCAGUCGCAGCAGCAGCAGUCCAUUUGGGCAUUCCCUCAAAUGGGCAGCAGCAGCUCCAUGUUCAGAGGAUCCACCGGCCUCCACUUCCUCAACUUCCCGCCCGCCGCCACUUCCAUGUCUCUUUUCCCGAACCAACAACUCGGCGUCGGAUCCGCCGUCUACCGCUCGCCUUCGACGGCCUCCGAGGCGAUGGCCCCGUCCUCCACGUCCGGCCACUACCGGGAAAGCGACGACCGCCACGACGCCAUGAGCGAUUCCUGAUUAAUGAAUGCGCAGGCGCCAUCGAUCGUAUCAUCAUAUGCACGCAUUGAUUAUCUGAAUUCCCCUUCUCUUUCGGAUUAUUUUCUCUUUCUAAUUCUUCAAUUAAUUUGGUUCUUUUCUUUCGUGUAAUCAAAGAAACGAGAGUUCCAUCUGCCUAGAUAUAAUUAAUCUCCUCGUUCCCUGCUUGUUAAUUAAUUCGGAUCAUUUUCCAUU